GGUUUGUUUUUGAAAGUCGGGUGCUGAUUGGCUUGGUGAGUGAGGUAGCGUCGGUUUAAACCGGGGGGCGGGAGUGUGUUCAGUUUGAACCGGAGAGACGGCAGUUCGGACCGCUAACAUCCUGACACACGGUGAGUCCUGCAGGAACCGGACCGUUUCACUCAUGGCCUCCCAGAACAUGGACCCCGCAGCGGCUGCAGCUUCUUCAACAGUCGCUCUGAAGGGCAGCGAGAGUGGUGGCAGUGCGGCCCGAAGCUCGGUGUCCAAACGGCUGCAGCAGGAGCUCAUGACUCUGAUGAUGUCAGGUGAUAAGGGGAUCUCGGCGUUUCCAGAAUCCGAUAAUCUCUUUAAAUGGAUCGGAACCAUUGACGGAGCUCAGGGGACGGUGUAUGAGGGCCUCAGGUACCGGCUGUCUCUGGACUUUCCGGCUGGGUACCCAUAUCAGGCUCCUCGGGUGAAGUUUGUGACGCCGUGUUUCCAUCCCAACGUCGACGAACAGGGAUUCAUCUGCCUCGACAUCCUGAAGGACAAGUGGUCGGCGCUUUACGACGUCCGCUCCAUCCUGCUGUCCAUCCAGAGCCUGCUGGGAGAGCCGAACAACGAGUCUCCUCUGAACAUGACUGCUGCUGAACUCUGGGAGGAUCAGGAAGCCUUUAAAGCUCAUCUACACUCAACCUUCCAGAAGUGAAGCUGCUCCUGUUUUAUUCUUCUUCUGUUUGUCGUCUGUGUUUGUACAAUAUUUUUAUGUUUGUUCUUCUCACUGUAUCAAUAAAGUUCUUAAUUCAGCUCA
Lates calcarifer (barramundi perch) is the source of this 790-nucleotide messenger RNA. It is a transcript of the gene ube2c, whose product is annotated as ubiquitin-conjugating enzyme E2C. NCBI's taxonomy places the organism in Eukaryota, Metazoa, Chordata, Actinopteri, Centropomidae. The transcript is spliced from 7 exons. The coding region runs from base 164 to 688 and encodes 174 amino acids. The record is from RefSeq and is a predicted model, not a curated record.